Messenger RNA from Thrips palmi, 405 nucleotides. RefSeq lists its product as uncharacterized. Lineage: Eukaryota; Metazoa; Arthropoda; Insecta; Thysanoptera; Thripidae. The record is from RefSeq and is a predicted model, not a curated record. The coding region runs from base 1 to 405 and encodes 134 amino acids. The transcript has 4 exons.
AUGAAAAAAUUUUGCCCUCUGAUGGCUGGGAGAAGAGGGUGGCAAAUACCAUCUGAAGACAUAUUAUCUACUGCCCCAUCAACAUUUGCCCCAUCUGCCCCAUCAAAUUUGGCAAAGUUGGGAGCAGCCGCGGCAGAACUAGUGUACUCAACCCGUGUAAAUAGUGCUGGCGCGUUUGUGCCUUCCAAAGCUUCUGCCACAGCCACAGCUUCUGCCCCAGCUUCCUCAUUCAAGGCAGCACCGGUGACUGGACUGGAGACACUAGCAACAAUUGCAGCAACUAGACCAAGAGCUCAGAUACAAUUGCCACUACAAUUGCCACUAAUGAAUUGCAUGAUUAAAGAAGUUAAUGGAGUAAAAACCCUUGUGCUAAGACACCCAUUAAAAAAUCUGAGCAAUGUAUAA